CAAAAAUUUCAAAACAGUGAAAGAGAUAAUAAUGAAGAAUAUAAUUCUUCUGAUAAUGAAGAUUUAGAUAUGGGAUUCGAACAGGAAGAUGAAUAUUUUAAUAAAGAAGAAAGUUUAUUUCAAACUCUAGUUGACAAUAUAAAAAUUUUAUACCAUCUAAGCGAUCACUUACGUAUCAUGAAAAUUCUGUCAGAACUAAAGAAGAAAGAAGAAAAAAAUAAUAAUGAAAGAGAUGAAAUAAAUGAUAGUGAAAGAGAAGAAGAAAAUGAUGAUGAAGGAGAAGAAAGAAAUGAUGAUAGAGAAGCAAGGAAUGAUAAUGAAGGAGAAGAAGAAAAUGAUGAUAAAAAAAUAGAAAAUCGGGCUAUACCUAUUUUUGAAAAAACACAUCCAGGUGCAAUUGCUAUAUUUGUCUUUGAUAAUUCUUCAAGUCAUAGAAAAUAUGCUGACAAUACAUUAAAUGCAUAUCACAUGAACUUGAAUUCAGGUGGGAAACAAGCUAAAUUACGUGAUACGAUCUUUAAUGGACAAAUUCAAUAUAUGAAUUUUCUGGAUAAUUAUCAUAACAAAGAUUUAUGUGGAAAACUAAAAGGAAUGAGAAUUAUUUUAGAAGAAAGAGGUUUAUGA
Funneliformis geosporum is the source of this 624-nucleotide messenger RNA. The record is from the annotation of a GenBank genome assembly. Lineage: Eukaryota; Fungi; Glomeromycota; Glomeromycetes; Glomerales; Glomeraceae.